ACGGUCACCACUGUGGCGGCUGGAGAGACGGAGAGUUUGUGUCUAACAGAUGGAUAAAGGUCAGUCAGCCGGAGGAAGCCCACAUGUCGGUCCGAUUAGAAUCGGGCCGACAGAGCGUCCCGUUACCGGCGAGCAGCGUCCGUCCAAUUGAUUUGAAGGGGAAUGAAUGCUGACACAUCCACGCGGUCGGUCAGAGAGGGCACGCGCUGCACGAGCUGGAGAGCGGGCAGAGUAAUGCGUUUAAGGGACGGGGCCACUUAGCUGCUACUGUGGAAGUCCACUACAGCGGAACACCUGGACACGUUUGGACAACAUGUCUCUGCUCAAACAGCGGGGGAGAGAGCUCGAGCGGUUCGACGGACUGUCGCUCAUCUACUGGACACUAAUGGGUCCAUACGGAGUAGACAGAGCUGUUCAUUCCAUGGAGUUUACUGAUUGUGAGAACGGCCUGGGGAUUAAAGUGAUUGGUGGAGUGAAGGAGCUAACUGGAGAGGAGUUUGGAGUCUACGUCAAACGGAUUUUACCAGGUGGCCUUGCAUCAAGUAACGGAAACCUGAUGCCAGGGGACCAGAUCUUGGAGGUGAACGGUGACAGUCUAGUAGGAGUCACAAGUGAAAGAGCUGUGGACAUCUUGAGAGGAGCCUCUGCAACUAAUCUCAUGCGCCUUCUCAUAGCCAGAGAUGAGGAAGCAAAGAGAGAAUUUGCUGAGUUGCUGGAGAAGUAUGGAUCUAAUAGCAGCACAGGAUCAACACGCAACUCUCCCAUACAGCAAGGAGGCCGCUACCUGGAUAGUACAUCAUCUGGUUCCUCGUCUCGCUCCCAGAGUCCUUUGUUGUUGAGCCCAGCAGGCUCUCAGAACAUGUACAACAACAGUGGGCCCAUGUUGCGCUCCCUCAGUCAUCCAGGUGAAGGAGUGAUUCAGCUCAUUUCAGUUGCACGAUCCAGCAGUUUGGGCAUCACCAUCGGAGGAGGCUCCAACAGGACCGACGGCCCCGCUGUCUUCAUUCAGGAGGUGCUGUCUGGAGGAGACUGUCACCGGGACGGACGUCUGAGGCCUGGAGAUCAGCUCAUUGCCGUUAAUAAGGAGUCCCUGAUAGGUGUGACCCACGAAGAGGCCAAAAGCAUGCUGAACAAAGUCAAAGUAAGCCAAGACGGUGCUGUGGAGAUAGCCUUUAUCCCCGGGAAAGGACUUUUUCCCAGCAGCACAUCUCUCCACAACGGGGUCCAGCGAGCCGCAGGCAACAGCUACAACUCUGGACGCCUAAAAGUCCACAUCAGAUCACCUGAGACCUGUACAGAGGAGCCAGUCCCAGUGUCCUCACCUUCUCCUGACAUCUGCCCACCAGAUAUUCAUAUUUCAGGUUCAACCAGCCAGAGGUCACCAACGGGGGCCAAACCUAAGAUAACACUGGACCCCUACAUACGCCUCAAAUCAGACAAGUUAGACGUGGCUUUGUCCUUCCUCGGGUUGGAUGUCACAGAAGAGAAGAGGAAGAAGUUGAGACAGAGUCUGACCACAGACCCACAAGGCACUGUGGCCUAUGGAGACUUCGUGGAGGCCACCCGGAACGUUUUCCAGGAGAACCUGGAGGAGCUGGGUUUAGGGGCGGGUCCCUUUAUGUUUUCCUAUCACGAAGCAGCUAGUUUGAUGGACACGUCUGCCUUCCACUCCCCUACAUAUGAAUCAGAAUGCAGCUACAGCAGUGAGGAGAUGGAGCAGUUUCAAACAGAGGUGAAGCAGCUGCAAACCCAGAUGAAGCAGCUCAAGUUGAUGCUGAAGGACACGGAGCACAGCAAGAAGAGCCUGGAGGAGGAGCUGCAGAAGACCUCAGAGAAAGCCUGUUUGACUGUGGAGGAGAACACCCGUCUGAAGACUCGUCUGCAGGCAGCACAGACCGAGACCGGCCAGCGGCAGGCCAGCAGUGCGGAGCAGGACUACGAGGAGGUCAUCCAGCUGCUGGAGGCGGAGAUCAAAGACCUGAAGAACCAGCUGGCCAGCAAGAGGCAGGCAAGAGGACUGGAGUCCACAAAGGAGGACGUGCUGGAUCUGAACAAGAGGCUGACAACUAUCGACUGCCAGCUGAAGAAGUCCGAGCUGAGCAGGAAACACCUGGAGAUCAACAACAGGAAACUGCUGGGCUUCGCACAGAACGUCCACAAAGUGCUGACGACACCCAGCCUGUUUGUAGGGGAAGGCGGGAGCAACAGGUCAUCUCCAGCCACCGACAGCCCCGAUCCCGCCUUCCAACUGGCUGUGGAGGCCAAAGAGCUGGUGGCGGAAGUCUGCUCCCCCACUGCCGAUGACAAAGUGUCAGUGAGUGUGUUGGAGGCAGCAUCAGUCCCAGACGUCAACCUUCAUCAUAUGUGAGCGGAGCCAGCGGACUGUGAGAGGACCUGGGCAGGCUGAGAGGCUGAACGAGCUGAACCCCAACGGACUACACCGUGGUCUACAGACUGGACGCCAUCCGAUAAUCUUCUCAAAAUAAUGACAUCACUUUGACAAAUUCAAAUCCUCCGUUCACAGUGAACGGUUGAUUGAACACAACCUGGCCGGUGUUUUAAUGCCAAAGCUUGCUCACACACAUCAAAUGAGUGUCUUCCUUUUGAAGCGGAGGGUUCAGCAGUGGGGCGUGACCCAAGGACUCGUCGUUUGCCGAUAACACGUGCACACUGGAAUUCUCUUUUGUGUACCUCUGACAGCAGGUGGUGUUUGAGGAGCUGCAUGACCAAGUCCACAACACACACACAUGCUGCUGUCAACCUUGUUAAUACUCCUCUCUGACCACUUUUCUAUCCCCCCUUCCAGCCACACACACACUCCAUGGGUUGCAUGUAUAGGAGGACCUGUUAGCUUGUAAAGGACAAUCCAAGGCGGGUCUGUUCAAAGAGUCUUCCUCUGUGUCAUAAUAACUCGCUGCCAUCUGCCACAGGAGUUAUGAACUGUUGAGCAAAAAGUAGAAACAAACCAACGGUGUCCCUUUGUCCAUCUCCAUAACUCUUCCCGUGCCCUUAUCCCCUAACAGCAGGCAGAGAACGACGUGUUCAGAGAGACUGGACUUCUGUGGCUUCAUACUGCAUGGUUCAUGUUGCGUCUCCUGCAUCCAGGAGUGGCUGUCAUGUUGCUGUAGCUCCUGCUGUGUAAACCUGUGUUUGGUAGUCACAGAGUCGAGGCAGACAUCAGUCUUAGUGGAACAUUCAUUUGAUUUAUACGGACAGCUUUGAAAGAUACUGACAUGUCCUGUGUUUCAACAACAUUGCAUCUUUGGUGUGGCCUCAUAUCUUUCUGUUACUGUUUUAUAUUAAAGGACUAACUGCUGACUGGAUCUGAUGUUGUGUUUAUUCCAGUCUCCUAACAUUUUAUUGACACCAACACUGUUGAACCCGAGGUGACGAUUUGAUCAAAUGAGAGGAAGGGACUUGAAAUAAGAAACAUGAGCU
Molecule: messenger RNA, 3438 nt
Organism: Anarrhichthys ocellatus (wolf-eel)
Lineage: Eukaryota; Metazoa; Chordata; Actinopteri; Perciformes; Anarhichadidae
Product: syntaxin-binding protein 4
Exons: 21
Coding region: 314-2368 (684 amino acids)
Molecular function (GO): protein binding
Source: RefSeq, a predicted model, not a curated record